This is a messenger RNA of Mixia osmundae IAM 14324, 557 nucleotides long. RefSeq lists its product as uncharacterized. The record is from RefSeq and is a predicted model, not a curated record. Bases 154 to 504 code for a protein of 116 amino acids. Lineage: Eukaryota; Fungi; Basidiomycota; Mixiomycetes; Mixiales; Mixiaceae. The transcript is spliced from 5 exons.
GAUAUCAUACAGGACAUUGCGAAGCAGAUGACACUCGACGAGCACUGGUAGCCUUUGUAUAGUGAAUGUAUCGCAUAUCAUGCAUCGUCGGGCUUCCGAUCGACGCGUUGCAUUCUCUCCAGCCCUGGAGACUCCACACAUCCAUCAACCUUCAUGGCCACAGCAGGCGACAUCGCAGGAGCGAUCAUCACCGGUCUCGUCUUUUUCGGCAUCCUCAUUGCGGUCUACAUCGCGACCACAAAGAGCAAAGAGGCCUUGGCUGCUACGAAGAAAGACCUCAAGGCAAAGGGGUAUGACGUACACAGCAACACGCUCGCCGUCAGGACAGACAAGCGAGCCCUCACGAAAGAGGAAACUCAAGAUGCUAUGCAAGCGGGCAUGAUGAAAGGCUGGAAGGCAUCCACUUUCAAUGUGCCUGGCAUCAUGCAGCCCGUGUUGGGAGGCACAGCACACGAUAAGAACAAGGCAGAAUAUGACGCCAAGCACGCCAAGAAGAGCAGGUGAUAUGCUCACACGACAUUACAUCACUUUACCCUCGUUUCCUUAUUCGCACUGUU